AUGGACGACUAUUCUUCAUUGCGCCACCUGGUGCGAACUCACCCUCUGAUUGACAAUCAUGCUCAUAAUAUUCUUGGCCGCGAGGUCGCCACAGACUAUGACAGCUAUCCCCUCGAGUCUAUUGUGUCCGAAGCUCACGGUCGCGCCAUGGCCAAUGCUAGCACAACUUUGCCCAUGAUUCGUGCCGUGAAACAAUUGUCGGAGCUCUAUGGCACAUCAUCCGAGGAUUGGAACGAGCUCGUAGAGGCUCGAAACCGAUGGGUCAAGGAUGACUACGAGGGUCUGGUCCGGCGGUCUUUAGAAGGCACCCACACUCUCCUCCUCGACGAUCUUCUGAGCGAGGAUGACGUCGAGGCAUACAGCUGGCAUGACCGCUUCGCCACCGCCGCUACAAAGCGCAUCGUGCGCAUCGAGGUAGUGGCUGCCUCAUUACUCGCCGAUCUAAUGGAUUACCAACGCAAACCCGACGAGACAGUGUGGGGUCUUUUCCGCCAACGUUUCCUCGACGCAAUCGACCAUGCAAUGGACGACCCAGCUGUUGUCGGUUUCAAAUCCGUGAUUUGUUAUCGCACAGGCUUAGAUGUCGAUCCUUACUCCGCAGACGAAGAUGCUUUGACAGCCUCGCUCCACCGAACCUUGGAUUCCGGUACGAGGAAAUCAGGCUACCGCGUCGAGGACAAGCCUUUGAAUGACUGGCUUGUUCAGCAAACGCUCAAGGCCAUCACUUUCAAGAAAGCUGCUCGCAUUGUGAAACCAAUCCAGUUUCAUACUGGCUUGGGUGAUAAUGAUAUUAGUCUGGUCAAGGCAAACCCUGCUUACCUGCAACCAUUAAUUGCGCAGUACCAGAAUGCAGAUAUCGUUUUACUGCAUUCUGCAUACCCGUUUACCCGCGAGGCGGGCUAUCUGGCCUCGGUCUAUCCUAAUGUUUAUCUUGAUUUGGGUGAAGUUUUUCCCAUGGUUAGCCGUGACGGACAGGAGAAGAUUCUCCGCCAGAGCUUGGAGAUCGCGCCCAUGAAUCGUCUUCUUUGGAGUACGGAUGGUCACUUCCACCCCGAGACCUUUUGGUUGGCCAAUCGUCAAUUCCGCCAGGCUCUGGAAAAGGUUCUUGUCGAGUAUGUGCAGUGUGGCGAUCUGAGCAGCGUGCAGGCAGAGAAUGCCGCCAAGGGUAUCCUGUUUGAGAACUCCAACAGUCUCUAUAGCUUAAAUGCUUCUUUGAAUGACAACCCCUUUUCUUCUUACCCCUUCCCAUGCCAGUAA
This is a messenger RNA of Penicillium cosmopolitanum, 1257 nucleotides long. RefSeq lists its product as uncharacterized. The coding region runs from base 1 to 1257 and encodes 418 amino acids. The transcript has 2 exons. The record is from RefSeq and is a predicted model, not a curated record. NCBI's taxonomy places the organism in Eukaryota, Fungi, Ascomycota, Eurotiomycetes, Eurotiales, Aspergillaceae. Gene Ontology annotation, molecular function: hydrolase activity.